Messenger RNA from Annulohypoxylon truncatum, 977 nucleotides. RefSeq lists its product as uncharacterized. The record is from RefSeq and is a predicted model, not a curated record. Bases 262 to 945 code for a protein of 227 amino acids. The transcript has a single exon. Lineage: Eukaryota; Fungi; Ascomycota; Sordariomycetes; Xylariales; Hypoxylaceae. Gene Ontology annotation, molecular function: protein binding.
GUACGAAGAAAGUCACGUAUAAAGGCAAAUAUAAUAGUCCUGUGCUUUACUCCUUUCUCCGAUUGUAUUACACUUUCCCUCCAAUUACGAAGCAAACGUUCAUUGUCUUAAGUCCAAUCCCAACCAAAGGACAAGACAAUAGGAGAUGUUGAAAAUUUAAGACAAUGCUAUUGAUACAGUAUUUAGGUACCUACCUACCUACUAUCAGAGACUAAACGCUGCAAUAUUCAAAUUUAUUCUCACUCGUAAUUACUACACACCAUGGCUAUGUCCAAAAUAUCGCUACCAUCCUUUGACUUCACGGAAGACGAGAAAGUUGAAAACCAAAACUACGUAAACUACCUCCUUCAUCGUAGCUUAGAGCUGCUUGAUGGCUACAAGAAGAAAUCCACCGUCUUCGACUUGUACGAUGCUGCUGUUGCGGUCGAAGAUGCGCUAGCUAUAGCCAAGGACCCGGGUGCAUGUGAGUCUCCCCCUCUCGCGAAAUGCUACCUUAAUCAGGGACAUAUUCUAGAAGCCAUGGAAAACUAUGCAGAGGCUCGUAGUGCGUAUCAAAAAGCCGCGAGAGCACCUUCCUAUAGUGCUCUAGAUCGUGCUGCUUCGGAGCAGGCUGCUUACUGUGAGGCGCAGAUAGAGCAGAACGUCCGGGAUGGGAGGAGAAAAGGAGGCCUAUGGCCAGAUAUCUACCAACCGGGCUCCUCGAAUGCCAAUCCCGUCCAGUCCCCAAAUCUGAGGGAAGUGGGUGCCAGAAAGCCUUCUAUAGAAAGACCCCGUAUUCAUAAUUUGCAACGGUCACAGCAUCUUGCUCCGUGCCAUGAAGGAUGGAUGACAGAAGCGGUAUCUACUCCUGGUCUUGAUCACCGAGGUAUGCUUCUACCAACUUCCCCUCUUAGAUCCUUUAAAGAGCACCUUGCCAUUAGAAGUGCCGCAACGAAGAAAUCAUAAUAGCUGUAGCAUCUUUGUUCUAUAGAACAGAU